Molecule: messenger RNA, 756 nt
Organism: Babesia sp. Xinjiang
Lineage: Eukaryota; Apicomplexa; Aconoidasida; Piroplasmida; Babesiidae
Gene: gpi12
Product: putative N-acetylglucosaminyl-phosphatidylinositol de-N-acetylase
Exons: 1
Coding region: 1-756 (251 amino acids)
Biological process (GO): GPI anchor biosynthetic process
Cellular component (GO): endoplasmic reticulum
Molecular function (GO): N-acetylglucosaminylphosphatidylinositol deacetylase activity
Source: RefSeq, a predicted model, not a curated record
AUGUCAUGUCAAUAUUCCGUUGCGGCUUUAGUCGUACUUGCCUUAUUCAUACUGUUUGUACACUUCGGGGCGAAGCACGUGAAUCGUAAAUUCGUAUCACAGCUUCUCUCUGAGUUCGACGAUGACGGUCAACACUCGUUGACUUUCGUCUUAUCACUUCCUAACGAUGAAACACUUUUCUUUACGCCGACCCUGGAGAUACUCAGGAAUUCUCCCAUGGUUUCGAGUCAGGAUGUCACCAUUCGCGCCCUUGUUCUCACCAGGGGUGGCUCCAGUGGCCCGGGUGAUAAGCACGUAUUAGAGAUGGAAGAACUCUGUUUCAAGUACAACAUGCAGUGCUCAGUGCUUGAUGUACCCGAAAUACUUGAUGAGUCCAGGUACGAGGAUCCUGAAAAGGCUAUCCCGCACAUUGAGGCGUACCUAGAGAGACACAAGAGUGAUUUCGUUAUCACCUUUGACCGGCACGGUGGUGAUCAUUCUCAUAUACACGUUAACACCCACAAUGCUGUCGCUGCUCUGAAGAAGAAGAAACCCGACCUCAAGGUAUGGACGUUAAUCACGUUCAACGGAGUUGAACGGUUCUUGCCAAUAUAUGUUGUGAUGCGUUAUUUGUUUAGGAAACCCAGUUGUGUUUACAACACACCAGUGGAGGUGUACCGCAACUGGAAGAUCCAUGGGAGUCAGCGUAAGUGGUACACACCACUCUACGCUUUCUUCAGUUCUUACAGUUACGCCAACUCUUUCCACAUCUUGUGA